This is a messenger RNA of Prosopis cineraria, 711 nucleotides long. Its product is annotated as alpha-L-arabinofuranosidase 2-like. Bases 1 to 711 code for a protein of 236 amino acids. NCBI's taxonomy places the organism in Eukaryota, Viridiplantae, Streptophyta, Magnoliopsida, Fabales, Fabaceae. Gene Ontology annotation, molecular function: alpha-L-arabinofuranosidase activity. The transcript has 4 exons. The record is from RefSeq and is a predicted model, not a curated record.
AUGGCAGCCAGUCUUCCAGGACUGGAUCAGCUAUUCUUGCAGCUUUUCUUGCUUUGGUGGGAGCUGCAUGCUUUUGAAUUAGUUUUUAUUAUUAUCCUAAAUGCAUUCAGGUGGAAGUACACCAUUGGACCAUGGGAGAAGAGACCCGGUCACUUCAAUGAUGCAUGGGGUUAUUGGGUUGAUGAUGGAUUUGGUUAUUUAGAAUUUCUUCAGUUGGCAGAGGAUCUUGGUGCAGCCCCAAUAUGGGUAUUUAACACUGGUAUUAGCUUUCACGACUCAGUCAAUACCACGGGAAUUGGUCCUAUGAUUCAGGAAGCCCUUGAUGGUAUUGAAUUUACGAGAGGUCCUGCCACAUCAAGAUGGGGUAAAAUAAGAGCUUCUUUAGGUCACCCUGAACCCUUUGACUUACAGUAUGUUGCUAUUGGAAACGAGAAUUGUGGUAUGCCUAACUACCAUGGGAACUAUCUUAAGUUCUACGCUGCCAUAAAACGUGCAUAUCCAGACAUGCAAAUUAUAUCAAAUUGCGAUGCUACUGCAAAACCUUUGGACCACCCGGCAGAAUUAUAUGACUUCCACAUAUAUAAAGAUUCUACAACUAUGUUCAAAAACCAUACCAAGUUUGAUAAGAUACCUCGUUCCGGUCCUAAGGCUUUUGUUAGUGAAUAUGCUGUUCAAGAGGGUGAUGCCACAAAAAAUAACGGAACCUCUUAG